ACGGGCAGGGGGUGGGGCCAGGACGAGGCAAACAAGAGCCACUCCAUCUGCCUCAUCUCCUUCCUCCCCUGACUCAGUUGCUCUAGCCUCCCUGGAGCUUCAAGUGUCAAUUUAGGGGCCCCUUGGGCCCUGGCCUUACUAAGUGCCGGUAGCAGAAACAUGAGGGCCUGGAGCUCUCACCUCCUGGUGGCCCUCCUGGCUUUGGGGAGCCAGCUGCCUGCUGCCUCGGCCAGGAAGAAGGGAGAGAAAUUCGGGGGCUGCCCACCAGAUGAUGGACCCUGCCUCCUCUCGGUGCCUGACCACUGUAUGGAUGACAGCCAGUGUCCCACAAGGAUGAAGUGUUGCUACAAAGCUUGCUUCCGCCAGUGUGUCCCUCUGAUCUCUGUAAAGCAGGGCAGCUGCCCUGAGGACGGCCUGCGCUGCCUCAGCCCCGUCCAGCACCUGUGCAACAAGGACUCAGACUGCAGGGGCUCCAGUCGGUGUUGCCUCGGUGCCUGCGGCCGGGACUGUCGCAACCCCCUCCAAGGCUAAUUCUGGUUCCGGAUCCUCAGGAUGGAGUCCCUAGCAGGAAGAGAUGAUGAUAGGGGGCCUGGGACCCUGCCACCCAGAUACUGUUAUCUCUGCUAGCGGCAGUUCCAACCUUCUGAUGAACACUGUUCUGCUGUCACCUCCCGUCCUACCCAUCCAUCCACCCACCCCUGGUUUCUCCUCCUAGGAGUCAAGGUGCAUAGAUAGACUCCCAUCACCCUGCACCACCCCCCAUCUCUUGGCGUGUUUCCCACCUAAAAUGCCCAACUCAGGUAGCCGCCUCUUUGUGGGGUCCAAACCCCUCCCUCAGGCAGCCCAGGAACCUCAAGCAGAGUUUUCCAGACAUUACCUAUUUGCAGACCCUUUUCCACCAUUUUUGCCACACCUGAAAAAUAGCAUCGCAAUAUCUUGCGUACUGCCUCUACUGCUAUUUAUCUAAUGUUUUUCUUUAAAUGGACUCACUGUUGUCUAUACAUAAAUUUAUUUCAAAAGAAAACCUUGACAUCAUCACUAUGAAUGGAAUACACAGGAUCAUUUGCCACAAAUAAAAUGUGAUUGUAAAAACAAA
Molecule: messenger RNA, 1096 nt
Organism: Ailuropoda melanoleuca (giant panda)
Lineage: Eukaryota; Metazoa; Chordata; Mammalia; Carnivora; Ursidae
Gene: WFDC5
Product: WAP four-disulfide core domain 5
Exons: 4
Coding region: 160-531 (123 amino acids)
Cellular component (GO): extracellular region
Molecular function (GO): peptidase inhibitor activity
Source: RefSeq, a predicted model, not a curated record